Molecule: messenger RNA, 6866 nt
Organism: Columba livia (rock pigeon)
Lineage: Eukaryota; Metazoa; Chordata; Aves; Columbiformes; Columbidae
Gene: ESPL1
Product: extra spindle pole bodies like 1, separase
Biological process (GO): meiotic chromosome separation; proteolysis
Cellular component (GO): centrosome; nucleus; cytoplasm
Molecular function (GO): cysteine-type endopeptidase activity
Source: RefSeq, a predicted model, not a curated record
UGAUCCCCAUUGCACAGGGGUCCUUGCACACCCUUGCACAGGGCUCCCUGCACAAUCACCACCAUCGCAUUGGGGUUCCUGCACACCGCCCCCCAUUGCACGGGGUGGGGGGGGGUCCGCACGCCAACCCAAUUGCACAGGUCUCCUCGUGCCCCGGCCCCCGGUUGCACCAGGGUCUCCACCCCCCCCGCCCCCCCCCCCGUUUUGCACAAGGCUCUUUGCACACUCGCUCACCAGCCGGGCCGCGCAGUGCGCAUGCGCACACCCAACGGCCCCGCGGCGGGAACUACAACUCCCGGCGUGCCCCGCGCGGGCGGCGCCGCGCGUUGAUUGGCUGCGGAGGGGAUUUGAACGGGGCGCGCGGCGGGGCCGGGACCCGGGAGCGGCGCGGGGAGCGCCCCCCGAGCCACCAGCCUGGUGUCGCACGUGAAGCCCCAACCGGAGCUGAUCCCCCCCACCCCGAGAUGGACAAACCUGACGUGCUUGCUGAGCUGUGGGAAAGCCUCUCGCGCUGCCCCCCCGGCGCCACCCCCGGCGCGCGGCUGCGGCGCAGCCAGGACUGCGACCGGGUGCUGCGGCUCUGCGUGGAGCGCCUGGCGCAGCCCGGGACGCCCCCGCCGGGCGCCGCCGCCGUGGUGGCCGUGGCCGAGGCCGCUUGCCGGGGCUACCUGAGCGCGGUGCCGCGUCCCGCCCCGCUCUACCUGGAGAAGAUCCUGUACCACCUGCUGCGCAACGCGGCCCAGCGCGGCAGCGCCGACGGCAGCCGCAGAGCGGCCGAGCUCCUGCGUGCGCGGCUGCGGACGCACCCCCCCGGCACCACGCCGGACAAGGACUUCGCCGCCAUCGCCUCCGGCAGCUUCCUCAUCCUCUGGAGAGCGGCGGCCGCGCUGGCCGAGCCCGAGGGGCCGCAGGAGGAGGGGAGAGCCGCUCUCCGCCUGCGCCUGUGGGCCCUGCGCUUCCUCCUGCUGCUGGAGCGCGACGGGGCGGCCCCCCCGCCGCUGCAGCCGCCGUUCUUCGCCUCGCAGACGGCUCAGCAAGCGGCGGCCGCCGCCGCUCUCUACGAAGCGCAGCGGGCGCCGUGCCCCGCGUUCCUCGGGCAGCAGCUCGCGGAGCUGCUGGCGGUUCUGCGGGAGGAGGCGCCGGAGCCCCCCGCCCUCCAGCAAUCCCUCUGCUUCUUCGAGCUCACCCUGGAGCGGUGCCGGCACCUCUGCAAGGCCGGAUGGCACCGGGAGGCUGAGGACGCCGUAAAAGACGCGAAGGGCUUCUUGGGGUCCGAAUCUUUCAGCGGCCCCUUGUCCGUCCUGGAAGCCGGGGUGCAGCUGCGCCGGGCGCUGGCCGACGGCUGUGCCGCGGGGCCGCCGCUGGCGCGGGCAGCGCUGGCGCUGGGCACGGCGGGGCUGGCAGAGCCGUUCCUGCGGGUGCUGGCCGAGAGCGCCCAGUUCGUGGUGUCGCAGCUCGGUGACUGCGCCAAGAGGAGCGGGGAGCAGCCGCCGCUGCGCCGGGACGACGUGCUCGACCUCUGCGCCUUCACCGAGGGGCACGGCCGCGUCCUCCGCCAGCUGCUCCAGAGGGUUCCUGCCGACAGCGUCAAGCAGCAGCUGAUGGUGAAGCAGCUGCUGUUCCGCAGCAUCCAGCUCUUCACCAGCCUGGCCUACGACACCUCCCUGUGCCCCCAGGUGUUGCCCAUGGGGGACUGGCCGGGUCUGGAGCAGCUGACGAGCGGCUGCGUGAGGAGCGUGCGGUGGAUGCUGGAGGGGCUGGGGGGGCUCCCCGACAGCGAGCGAGCCAAGUACCUGGACAUCACCGCGUCCUGCACCUACAAGCUGGCGUACAUCUUCUACCACCAGCAGCUCCCCGCGGCGGCCGGCGCCGUCUGCGAGCCGCUCUGCGCCAGCCCGUGUGCCGCGGAUGCCUUCGCCCGCCCCGGCGUUCCCCCGGACAGGCUGCACAAGUGCUUCCGGCUGCAGGCCGAGUGCCAGCGCAGGCUGGGCCGGCUGGAGGGGGCCGUGGCGUGCGCGGCGCGCUGGCUGCGGGCGCUGCGGGGCCGCGGCGCCGACCUGCCGCCCGAGCCCCUCGCCCUCUGGGUCCAGCUCAAGGCGGACGCGGCCAAGCAGGGGAACGAGGAGCUGCGGCUGCGGACGCUGAAGGAAGCUUUGGAAGGACAGAACCUGGACGCGGACGCCUUGGUCACCGUCCUGUUUGGCGAGCUGAACGCCUACAAGAGCGUGCGAGCCGACACGGGGCAGGAGCGCUACAACGUGCUCUGCGACCUGCUGCAGAUCUGCUCGGAGCACAGCGGCCGCCUGCACCAGCGCGCCGUCGCCCUGACCGAGCUGGCCCAGCUCUUGUGCCACCGCAGCUACGCCCCGCACACCGACUGCUCCUCCCUGGAUUCGGUCCGUGAGGCUUUGCGGCUGCUGGAGCUGGUGCCCAGGAGCGCCCAGAACCGCGACCAGCUCCUGGACGACCAGGCACAGGCUCUGCUCUGGCUCUUCAUCUGCAGCCUGGAGUCCAACCUGGAGAAGAGCAUAGAGAGGGACCAGCGAGCCAAAGCUCAGGUGCUGAAGAACCUGGAGGAUUUUGAGCCCAACGACCUCAAGUACGACAGGCGGGUGCUGGAGGAGCGCUUCCUGUACGACGGGCUCUCCUUCGACCUGGCGACAGACGCGGCUCUGUCCCAAAGCCUGGACGACGCCUUCGCUCUGUGGAAGCAGCUCCUGGGGACGCCGGGCGUCCCCGCCGUGCGCAGCCCCGAGCAGACCGUCGCCUCCCUGCGCCUCCUGGCAGCUCUCUACACGCUGAUGGCCAAGCCCCUGCAGGCCAUGGAGAGCUACCUGCUGCUCAGAGCCCUGUGCAGCGCGCUCGGGGACAACCUGGGGACAGCCAGCGCCCUGUGCCACGUCACCAAGCUGCUCUUCCAGCUGGAGUGUCCCAGCUACGCCCAGGUUUUCCUGGAGGAGAGCGAGUCCUACCUGCAGAAAGCCGACGGCGGCCACGAUUCCUACCCGCUGCUGCGGCAACGCUGCCUCCUGCUCCGCAGCCAGAUGUGCUGCGUCACCCAGCGGGUCGAGGAGGGUCUCUCGCUGCUGCUGGAGGUGCUGCAGGACCUGGCUGCCCAGAAAGUCACCAAAUUUUGGUACCUGCUGCGGGCCCACGUGCUGCAGCUGGUGGCCGUGUACCUGAGCCUGCCGCCCGCCCGCCUCUCGCCGCGGCUCCGCCAGCGCAUCUUUGCGCACGGGUGGAAAACGCCCGGGACGGCUCUGGUGGAAGCCCAGAAGCUUUUCCGCAGCCUCAUCUACCUCCUGAUGGGCAGCGAGGUGCUGGGCGCCCCCACGCUGGCGCCCGACGGCCAGCCCGUGGACUGCGGGGACAACGUGCUGCUGAAGUGGCAGGUGCUGGGGGACGCGCUGGCCUGCUCGGAGCGGCUGGUGGCCCUGCUGGGCCGGCUGGACGUGGUGUGCCAAGCCAAAGCUUUCUGCCUGGACGCCGCCAAGCUGGCCGCGAAGCUGCAGGCUGCGCGGUGGUGCGCGUCGUUCCUGGUGCUGAAGGCGCAGCUGGGGCUGCGGCUGGACGAGCUGGAGCUGAGCAGCUCGGACCUCCAGCAGGUUCUGUUCCUCCUGGAGCCCGGCAACGAGUUUAAACCCAGCAAGAAGGAGCCAAGCCGGACCAAGAUCCUGCCCCGGAGGCGCAAACCGGAGCACACGGAGCCGCCAGCCGCUGUCUCCGAGCUGCCCAGGGACGACGACGCGUUCCUGAAGGGCCCCGCGCUCGAGUUCGUGCCCGUGCGGAGCGGUUUGGCCGCGGCGGACGCUCUCACCGCCUCACCGGAGCUCAAACCCGCGAGGAAGAGGAGCCCGGCCUUCCUCAGCCACCCCCCGCGCUGCUCCUGCUCCCUGUGCUCCGACCCGGUGCUCUCGGCGCUGUGCCUGCGCUGGCUCCUCUCCCACGCCCGCGCCGAGCUGGCGGCGGGUGCCGGUGCCGCGGCGGCGGGGCUGGCUCUGCUCCGCACCGUGCCGUGCCGCUGCGCCGCCGCCGCCAACCGCUUCGCCGCCGUCCUGCGCCAAAAGCUGCGGGGAGACGGCGGCGACGGCCGCCCGCCCGCACCGCGGCUGCUGGACGACGUGGCGGCCGCCGCUUACGCUGCGCUCGCCCUCCAGAGCCUGGCGAGCCCGCGGUGGGCGCAGGAGCUGCGCAAGGAGCUGGAGACGGGGCUGCGGUUCGUGGCGUCCCGGAGCCCCCACCUGCCCGGCCUGGGGGGCGCCGGGGCCGUGCUGCUGCUCGCCAAAGCCACGGCCGCCGUUUGGCGCCUGGCGGCCGAGCGCGGCGGCUCCACAGACGCUGUUUUUGCCGGUGUUUGGGCUUGUCAGCUGCCUACGCCGACUCCCGCGGAGCCCGACGCGGCGCCCCUGCCCCGAACGCAAAAACCGGACAAGGCGCAACCACGCCGGCGCCAAAAUAAGGCGGCGGUGGCACCCGCCGCGGCCAAACCCAGGGCGAGGAGGACUCCGCGAGCGAAGGCUCUGGCCAUGCUGAACACUGACGACGCCUUCGCCCUGGGUGACUCGGACGGCGAGGUGCCCCCCAUCGUCAUCCGGCCGGUGUCGGUGGCCUGCACCCCGCGCCAGAAGGCCGGACCCCCCCCCAAAACCCGCGGGGCCCCCAAAACUCCCUUCACCAUCUUCAGCGAAUCCCCCCGGGCGGCCGGCAAGUCCCGGCUCCUGCGAGCCCCCAGAGUUCCGGGGAGAGCCAAGUCCCGCCUACAGGUGACGUUCAGCGACGACAGCGACCCCGAGCUUCCCGAAGCGGCGCUGACCCCCAAGUCGUGCUGCGCCCGCAGAGGCCGCCCCCCCAAAUCCCAGAGCCGCAGGGCACAGGCGGGCGGGCGCCGGGGACCCCGCACCAGGGCAGAGGAGGAGCGGGAGCUUCUCAGGGCCAUCGAGGAAGAGGAGAAGGCGGAGGAAGAGCUCGAGAUCAGCUUUGAGGUGGUGCGAGCCUCCGAGGAAGAGGAGGGAGCCCCAGGCAGGAGGUGGCUGGAGGGCGCGGACGGGGAGUACGAGGUGCUGGGGACAAGCAGCGGGGACCCCCUGCACCCCAAUGGAUCCCCAGUGUCCACCCUGCCCACAGUUGAUGGUGUCACCUCGGUCAUCGAGCUGCUGACGAAGGCUUUGAACUGCAUCAGCCACUGCCCGCCCGGCGCGCUCUACGGCCACGUCUGCCGGCUGCUGGCGCUGGCCACGGGCAGCCGCGACCCCCUCCGCGCCGCCUACCUGCUCGCCGAGUCGGUGGCCGUCACCGCGCGCCACCAGCUGCUCGGCGUCACCCACAGGAAGAUGCGCAAAGAGAAGAAGCCGGCGGGGGACGUGGCGGAGCAGCUGCGGGACCUGUCCCUGCGGGAGGGCCCCCCCCUGGCCGAGCUCGAGCGCCUGUUCGCGUUCAGCCCCGCGGCGCUGGGCCCCGAGGUGCAGGACGGCUUCCGGGAGCAGCUGCGGCGCAUCCCCGCCGGGGUGACGGUGUGCGUGCUGGCGCUGGUCGGCGCCCAGCUGGGCUCGGCGGGGGACAUGCUGCUGCUCACGCGGCUGGAGAAGGACGCGGAUCCCGUCACCAUCCGCAUCCCCACCGCGGGCACCGAGGCCCCCCUGAGCUCGGUGCUGAGCGACUUCGACGCCAUCCAGAAGGAGCAGAAGGAGUGCAGCGCCUGCACGGACAAGCAGGACUGGUGGCUGCGCCGCUGCGAGCUGGACCGCAGGAUGAAGAGCCUGAUCGAGACCCUGGAGACGCGGGUGCUGGGCUGCUGGCGGGGGGUCCUGCUCCCCGCCGCCCCCGAUGCCGCCCUGCCCAAGGACGCCGCCCGCCUGCACCCCGAGCUGCGCGGCUGCGGCUGGAGGGACGAGGACCCCGCGCUGCUGCGGGCGCUGCUGAACGCUGCUCCCCUCCUGGGCCCCGAGGAUGUGCGAGCCGUGGCCUUCAGCCUCAGCGCGGAGCGGCCCCGCGAGGCUCAGCGCCUGUUGCAGGAGGCGCUGGAGAAGCGGAGGGCGAAGCAGAGCGGCGGCUCCCUCGUCCUGGUGCUGGACAAGCACCUGCAGAAGCUGCCGUGGGAGAGCAUGGCGUGUCUGCGCGCCGUCCCCGUCACCCGCCUGCCGUCCCUGCGCUUCCUCCUCAGCUACUCGCUGGCACGGGAGCGGGGGGGGUCCGUGCUGAGCCGCGGCAUCGACCCCAGCAGCACCUUCUACGUCCUCAACCCCCACAAGAACCUCCCGGGCACCGAGGAGCAAUUUCGGAGCUGGUUUGAGAGCCUCCCCGGCUGGAAGGGGGUGACCGGAGCCGUCCCCAGCGCCGAGCAGAUGCAGGCAGCGCUCCGCGACCACGACCUCUACAUCUACGCCGGCCACGGCGCGGGCGCCCGUUUGCUGGACGGACAGAGCAUCUCGCGGCUGAGCUGCCGCGCCGUCGCGCUCCUGUUCGGCUGCAGCAGCGCCGCGCUCGCCCUGCGCGGCGACCUGGAGGGGGCCGGCAUCGUCCUCUCCUACAUCCUGGCGGGCUGCCCGCUGGUGCUGGGGAACCUGUGGGACGUGACGGAUCGGGACCUCGACCGCUACGUGCGGGCGCUGCUGGAGGGGUGGCUGGGGGGGGGCGCGGGGGCCCCCCUCCUCUCCCACGUCACCCAGGCGCGCCAGGCCCCCAGACUCAAGUACCUCAUCGGGGCCGCCCCCGUCGCCUACGGGCUGCCCGUCUGCCUGCGGUGAGGGGGUCCCCAACCUCGGGGGGGGGUCCCCAACCCCGGGGGUGGCCGUUUGCAACUGGUUGAGUUUAUUUUAACAGAAGAGCUUUUAUUUGCGUGUUCUUGGGUAAUAAAGCUGCUACUUUUA